AUGAGUCGCUUCUCGCUGCUCUUUGCAACUCUGGUUGCUUCAAUUUCCACACUCAUCUACAUCUUACCUGUUGAGCAAUACACCUCAGCAUACUACAAAGUCAUAUCCAUAUUCAACACCAGCGACGCAUCUACAACAGAUAUAAACACACCAACCACAUCUUCCGAGCCAUCUACACCCGGAAACGCCACAAUGUCAAUUCUCCGACAGGCCAAGAUCGUCCCUCAUCUAUCUUCGACCAGGGGUCACAACUCACUAGGAUGGCUGGACACUUACCACAGCUUUUCCUUUGCCGAUUGGCACGAUCCCAGAUACACUCACUUUGGAGCCCUACGAGUCUUGAACGAAGAUAGAGUCAAGCCCAACACGGGAUUCCCCACCCACCCUCAUCGAGACUUUGAAAUCUUUAGCUACAUCUUGUCCGGAGAGUUGACGCAUCGCGAUUCCAUGCUCGCCAAGGGCAAGGAGGGUGGCCAAUCCGAUAAAUUCUUCCGCAUGCACCGCGGAGACGUGCAAUUCACCACAGGCGGCACGGGUAUAGCCCACUCCGAAUUCAACGAGCACAACAAGGACACGGUCCACUUCCUCCAGAUCUGGGCGAUUCCGUGGAAGAGGGGCCUGACUCCCCGAUAUCACACUCGUAAUUUCCCAGAGGAGGCCAAGAGAGAGGGCUUUGUCAAGAUCCUCAGCCCGCUCAAGGCUGGCGAGGACGCCACCUUUGAAGAAGAAGCGGAAGCAGAGCCCACCAUCCCAGGAACCAUCCCCAUCCACGCAGAUCUCGUCAUGGGCGCCGGCAUCAUCGCACCGGACGGCAAGUUUGAGUGGACGGUUGGAGGCGGCGCAGGACAAAAGACACAGCGCAAGGUCUUUGUCCACCUGCCAAUGCUCAAGGGCGGAAAGGCCAAGAUCCGGCUCGAUGGGCGAGAGGACGCGGAGCUUUCCGAAGGAGACGGCGCAUUUGUCGACGGAGUUCAGAUUGGAGACAGGCUGAUAGUGGAGAGCAUUGGAGCGGCCGAAGCCGAGGUGGUUGUGCUUGACACGGCUUGA
Messenger RNA from Trichoderma aggressivum f. europaeum, 1047 nucleotides. RefSeq lists its product as uncharacterized. Lineage: Eukaryota; Fungi; Ascomycota; Sordariomycetes; Hypocreales; Hypocreaceae. Bases 1 to 1047 code for a protein of 348 amino acids. The record is from RefSeq and is a predicted model, not a curated record. The transcript has a single exon.